UGGGCUGCAUGCAACAGAAUCAAGAGUUGUUCUGCAAGUUGAGAGAAAGUCAACUUAUUGUGUUUUUCAUAGCGAUACAUAGUGAUAUAUAUUUAUUUAUUUUUUUGCCGGGUGAUUACCACUGAAGUGUAGGGGACCAUGGUGAUGUUGAAGAUCUCUGCUUUCCUCGUUGCCUACGCCCUGGUCAUUUGCCAGAUGUACUGCUCACAAGCCGCGCCUGCCAGACCGGUUUUGGAGUCCAUGUCAGACCGAGUCACGCUCACGGACUACGAGGCGCGAAGGUUACUCAACGCCAUCGUCAAGGAGUUUGUGCAGAUGACGGCGGAGGAGCUGGAGCAGCAGGCGACCGAAGGAAACAGCAGCGUUACAGCACAGAAGCGAGCGUGCAACACGGCGACCUGCGUGACCCACCGCCUGGCUGACUUCCUGAGCCGGUCGGGGGGAAUGGGCAACAGCAACUUUGUCCCCACCAACGUUGGCGCCAAGGCCUUUGGCAGGCGGAGGAGAAGCAUCCAGAUGUGAGCUCCUCCAAAACCUUCAGGGACACGAGGUUGAAACCCGACAAGAAAAAAACUGAGAACAAAAAUCAACUAAAACAAAAUCAAGCAGAAAAUAAACUCUGAACUGGCCCUUUAUCCACGCCCUCACGUUCUUACGGGAAAAGAGGACUUCUCGUCCCCACUUCCAUCCUGUUAGUGAAACAUUUUGCUUUUGGCAAAUAAGAGAAAAAAAAAAAAAAAGCACUUUAGUUUAUGUACAUGAACAAAUCAACAACAACAAAAACAUCCUAAUGGUUCCUCUUUUUUAUACAUGAGUAUGAUUGUAAAAUAAAAUGAAAGCUGCAGUGGUUAUCAUCUUUUUUCUUUUCCACCUUUCACAUCGUUAGAGCACAUUUCUUCUAGUCCCCAUUUUGAGAUCCAUAUUAUAUACACAUCCGCCAUAAUUCCCUCCCCCCAUAUGUGCCAGUGGGAUGCCAUUAUAGAUCAGCCUACCACCCCCCUUCCAAAACCCCCUACGACGGCUGUUGUCUUGUGCCUUGAUGUAGAACAAUUUACACGAACAUGAUUGUACAGUUCUGUUUCGAGAUGAUAAUGAAGAGCCGAGCGAGGACGGAAGAGAACGAAGACAGAUUAAUAUUGUGAACAAUAUUGUGAAAAAAAAAACAAAUUUCAGCAAGAUUAAAAUGUAUUUUAGAUACACUCGGGUUUGGGGUACUUGUGUUGUUCUUCAAAGGUUUUUAAGCAUUCAGGAGUAGAGAAGAGGUUGAAGGAUGAUCAGCUUAUAUUUGUACAUCAAUUGUACUGCAAUAUUGAUUAACCAUGUCUAUACAUUUGAAAUGAUUUGUGAACCUCACAUAGAUAUCAAUUUAUUUUCCAGAAACAUAAACACGCUUUUCAGCAUACAACUUUUGGCAAACGAUACCAAAAGACACUGAAUUCCACACUCAUAUUUUGGACAGUUUGGGUCAUUUUUAUGCAGCGACAGUCACACACACGUUUUUUUGGGAGUAUUUUAUGACUGACACAGCGGCAUGGAUAUGUUGAAAUACAUGAUGAUACAAUACAAUAAAGUAAACUGCAUGGGUCAUUGCUAAAUAAAAGGCAGCCAAACCUGCAA
Gasterosteus aculeatus aculeatus (three-spined stickleback) is the source of this 1617-nucleotide messenger RNA. Its product is annotated as calcitonin gene-related peptide 1. Gene Ontology annotation, molecular function: calcitonin receptor binding; hormone activity. NCBI's taxonomy places the organism in Eukaryota, Metazoa, Chordata, Actinopteri, Perciformes, Gasterosteidae. Gene Ontology annotation, biological process: regulation of cytosolic calcium ion concentration; adenylate cyclase-activating G protein-coupled receptor signaling pathway. The record is from RefSeq and is a predicted model, not a curated record. Gene Ontology annotation, cellular component: extracellular region.